GGGGCCAGCGUGGUGCUGUACCGUAGUGAGGAGCUGAGAAAAUACCAGAUCUUCGCGUACUCAGGAUGGCCAGGAGGGUUGUUUGGGUCGCCGAGCAUGGCGGGAAGUCGACCAGGUGGUACCAUCGCUGCAGCCUGGGCAGCUAUGAGGGUUUUAGGGGAGGACGGGUACACAGAUAUCGCCAGUCAACUGAUGAACGCUAGGGCCAAAGUUCUGGACGCUGUGCGCAAUAUUCCUAGCCUGCAGGUGGUUGGUGAGCCCCACAUGACCAUAUUUGCACUGAUGUCAGCAGAUCCAAAAUUUGAUAUACUGGUAUUGGCAGAUAUCCUAGAGAAUAAAGGCUGGAAGAUUGAACGCCAGCAACUUCCAAUUUCUAUUCACUUCACGCUGAUGCCUCAUCAUCUGAAUGUGCUGGACGGUUUCAUUGCAGACCUGAAGGCGGCGGCAGAGGAUGUGAAGGCAAACCCUGGCCAGUCAGCUGGCGGCACUGCAGCCAUGUACGGUAUGAUGGCCAAGAUUCCGGACAAAGGAAUUAUUGACGAUUUCAUCGUGGAGUUCUUCAGCGAGAUGUACAAGAAUUAACUCUCCAUACUUUCGAUACCGACACUUUUCUUUUGCUGGAAGGCUUAAAUUUGAAAGUACUCGAAGUAAAUUUUAUGACCAGACCAAAUAUCAGCGAGAUGUAUAAGAAUUAACUGUCGAUACUCUCGAUGCCGACAAUUUUCUUUUGCUGGUAGAUUUAAGUUGGAAGUGCUCGAACUAAAUGUUAUGAUCAAAUAUCGGCGAGAUGUACAAGAAUUAAUUGUCGUUACCCGUACCGAAAAUUUUCUUUUGCUGGUAGAUUUAAGUUGGAAGUGCUCGAACUAAAUUUUAUGAUCAAAUAUCAGCGAGAUGUACAAAAAUUAACUGUUGAUGCUGGCACUUUUCUUUUGCUGGUAGAUUUAAGUUGGAAAUACUCGGAACUAAAUUUUAUGAUCACAUAUCCGGGUGCUUUCUUUUCUUAUUUAGAAAGAAAGGCAUUUUUUAUCCCCAAGUGGUCUAUUCCUCGCCUUAAAGAGGAUCAUGUUAAAGACAAGAAUAUUUGUUAUCUCUGAAUUAUCCGUGCGUUUCCUUUUUUAAUUUCAAUACUGCUGAAAAGUAAGGUCAUAGUUUAGUGAUCUUUAGGAAAGCACGCUGCGUACGUUUUACUCUACCUGGGCU
This is a messenger RNA of Lingula anatina, 1200 nucleotides long. RefSeq lists its product as uncharacterized. The record is from RefSeq and is a predicted model, not a curated record. Gene Ontology annotation, molecular function: carbon-carbon lyase activity; pyridoxal phosphate binding. NCBI's taxonomy places the organism in Eukaryota, Metazoa, Brachiopoda, Lingulata, Lingulida, Lingulidae. Gene Ontology annotation, biological process: carboxylic acid metabolic process.